CCAAAAUUUGAUCAAAUUUCAUGAUUUUUUCUAACAAUUUUCCCUAGCUGGUGAAUCAUGGGCUGCCGGAGGAGUUGAUUGCUUCACUAUUUGCAACAGUGAGGGAGUUUUUCAACUUGCCUGACGAUGAGAAGAAGCAGUACGAGGGGAAAAGUACUUCUUCUCCGAUCGUUUGUGGGAAUUUCAACGUGAAGACUACAUCCAACCAAACCUUCACUUUGUGGAGGGAUUUUCUCAAGAUCCACGUGCACCCUGAAUUUCACUGCCCCUCCAAACCCCAACCAUUAAGGGAAAUUAUAGAGGAAUAUGCGGGGAGAGUCCGGAAAAUAGUCCGAGAAAUGGUGGGUGCGAUAGCGGAAUCCAUGGAGCUCGACCGUGACUAUGUGGAGGAAGCUUUGGAGCUGAAAUCGAGUCAUCAAAAAUUAGGUGCAAGUUUCUAUCCACCAUGCCCUCAGCCAGAAAAAACACUAGGGUUGCCACCACAUAACGACACUGGUCUCUUCACUAUAUUGGCCGUCCGCGAUGGAGAACCCGGCUUACAAACCAACCGUCAAGGCCAAUGGUUUGAAGUUACUCCUCCUCCCAAUUUUGUGAUAGUCAAUGUUGGUGAACACCUUGAGAUAUUUAGCAAUGGAAGAUGCAAGAGCGAUUUGCAUAGAGUGGUGGUGAACAAGGAAAGAGAGAGACUGGCGGUGGCAGUGGGGAAUGGUACGGGCAGCGAUGUGAUGGUGGGGCCGGCCGCUCGGCUGGUGGAGCGAGAUGGCCGUGCCAACUAUCGUUCUAUGAACUAUCGAGAAUAUAUGGUGUCUCAGUACACCCGUGCUUACAAUGGCAUGUCAAUGCUUGAUGAACAAAAGAUACAUUAUUAAGGUCGACAUCUGAAGUACUUGGCCACCUACUAUACUCACCUCGUGGAUUGUGUUUUGAUUUUUUUUUUGUGAUUGUCGUUGUGUCAUUUGGUUAUCAAAAUAAUGUCGAGCAUAUCUAUAAGCUCAUUUAUGGGUCGAACUGGCUUAGGGGUAAUGGUUUCAUUAUAAAGAGGUGAUGUAAUAUGUCUUGGUUAUUAUCAUUAAACU
Molecule: messenger RNA, 1076 nt
Organism: Salvia splendens (bonfire salvia)
Lineage: Eukaryota; Viridiplantae; Streptophyta; Magnoliopsida; Lamiales; Lamiaceae
Product: protein SRG1-like
Exons: 3
Coding region: 339-869 (176 amino acids)
Source: RefSeq, a predicted model, not a curated record